GUGACGGCUACUCAAGGUAGCUUACGUUAGCCAUUCGUCGUUGUACAUUGUAGGAUACGGUAGGAUAUCGGUUGUACUUUUAGUCUGAUAUGAUAUUAUAGUCAAAUUCCUCUUCCCGGUCGAUGUUUAUGGAUUUCCAGAAGUUGACGUGUCUUUGAACGGACUUCCAGGUAACGUAACGUAACGAAAGAUGCCUUUGCAUGGGAAAAUAGUCGUGGUUAAGAGGAGUGGAGGAGAUGGGACUGAGUUUCCUCUCACUGCAACAUGCUUGUUCGGAAGGAAGCCUGACUGCGAUAUUCGUAUUCAGCUUCCUCAGGUCUCCAAGGAGCAUUGCAGAAUUGACCUGAAUGAAAAUAAAGAGGUCAUUUUGACUAAUUUGAGCUCAGUGAAUCCAACUCGUGUGAACGGAGAGGCUUUGCAGCAGUCUGAGCGCUUGAAGCACGGAGACGUGAUAACAAUUAUUGACCGUUCUUUCAGGUUUGAGUACCCACCAGCACCCACACCAAAGAAGAGGUCUUCCAUAGGAGGCAAAACUGAAACCUUCAAAGUUCUUAAAGAUCAGCAAGUGGGGGACACUUUGACCACUGAAACAGGAGAAAAUAGGAUCUCUGAAGUGCACACAGACCCUCAUCUGAAAGAUGGAACCAACCACGACAACAUCCAGCGAUCCCUGGAGAAAACUAUGGAGUUGGAGUCAAAGGGAGACGAUAGCCUGCUGCAAAACAAGACUGCCUCGCCCUUCAAUGAUCUGUAUCAAAUGAUCAAGAAAUCUCUUGAUGUCAAGACCCCUCGGAAAUCUUCUGCCAGUGUCCUCCAAACACCUACUUCCAGGUUUUGCACUCCAAAACCUUGUUCAGUCAGGAAAAAUGAUGGAAAACCGGUCACUUCCACAGAAGACAAAAGCACUCCUAAGAAGGAUGAAGCUAAAGUCACUUCUGGAGCUGAUGAAACUACUGAAGAGGCUGAAAAUAUAAGUAAGGGGACCCCAAAGUCUGUUAAGAAGCAGAGGAAGUCCUUCCAGGUUCCUAAUACUGAGAUGGCCAGACCAGAAGCUGAAAAUUCUGCCACGCCAGUGGCACCUUCAGCCCAGAAGAAAAAUCAUGCAACCCCCCAGAAGUUCACUGUGUCUGAGGUUAUUGAGCAGGUUUCCACUGAAACGCCCAAGUCACCUAUGAGAAGGAGAAGCAAGGACGCCACACCAGCCAAACCCGCAGUGGCAUCUCCCAAAACAGAGCCGGUUCGAAAGGCAUCACCAAGAAACUCAGGGAAAGUUGAAAAAGUGCAAGACAUGUCCACAAAACGCAAAAGUGGAGAACUUGCCACUGACUUGCCCACACAACAAAUAAAGAAGAAACGCGUUUCCUUUGGAGGUCAGCUGAGUCCGGAGUUAUUUGACAAACGGCUGCCUCCUGACUCUCCGUUAUGCAAGGGUGCUGCUCCACGGAGAAGCUUCUGUCUGUUGAAACCCAAACUGUCACUCCUUAGACGAGCAUCAGCCAUUGGCCUGCUACAGGAAAGUCCUUCAAAAACAGGAAGUCCAUCACCUAAAAAGUCAUCAAGUGCCAAGAAUGCUUCUCCUAAGACUCCAACACCUGGAAAGAAGUCACCAAAAUCCGGGUCCCCAUCUCCCAAGGCAGCAAGUCCUGGAAAGAAGUCGCCAAAAUCAAGAACCACUUCUCCCAAGGCUGCAUCUCCUGCAAGCAAGUCACCAAAAUCCAAGAGUCCAUCACCCAAGGCAGCAACUCCUGCACAGAAGUCACCAAAGUCAAGGACCCCUUCUCCCAAGGCAGCAACUCCUGCAAACAAGUCACCAAAAUCCAAGAAUCCAUCUCCUUCUGGAAACAAAGUGGAGACUCCUAAGGCCAACAAACAGCCAACACCAGGAGUCCAGACCCCUACAGUACAAGGUCGCUUCUCUGUGUCACGGAUCAGCACACCAUCUCCAGUUGCAGAAGAGGCUUUUACUGAAGUCACUGUAACUCCUAAAUUGCCCGUGAGGAGGAAGAGCAUGAAGAGCGCCUCACGGAAGACUCCCAGUAUGGCAAAGAGUGCUGUUAAAGUAAUGCUUAGAAGAAGUGGAGUUUCAAGGGCAUCUAUGAAAGUCAAAAAUUCCUGGGCAGACACGGUGAAAUUUGGACAAAGUAAGGCUCAAGUGGUCAUUCCAGCAAAAAAAACAGUCACCAAGAAGACAGUGAAGAAGGCUGUGUCCAAACCACAGACCCCUGCAAGAAAACUCAUUGACCAUAUCAGCACUGGACAUGCAAAUUCACCUGUUACAAUUGUUGUGGGCAGAGCUCAUAAACAAAAUGUUGUACAAUCAGCUGGUGCUGCUCCAAGACUGGUCACCAAUACUGCUCUCCCCAAAAAGAGCAUGAAAAUGGAUGAGGACUUGACUGGAAUUUCUGAAAUGUAUAAAACCCCUGUAAACGUGAGGAGGAGAUCUGCUGUAAUCAAUGAGAACAGUGCCAUGAAGACACCAGUGAUCGGUCUGGGCACAUCUGUGGUUGAACCAUCAGUGUUGAACACACCAGAGGAGCCAGGUGAAAUGAUGGUGUCACCACUGAGUGUUUCGUCUACAGUAAAAGACGUAAAAUACAGCAACGAGGCAGUCCAACGCUUCCUCAAUGGAGAUCAAGAAUCUAGCUUCGUCAGCGCCAUCCCUGCCAUGGAGACUCACUCCGAUGAUUCUGGUGAACAGCAGUGCACAAAUGUGAAGACAACCUCUGUAACAACUCCUAAACAGAAGCCUCAACAGCAGGAGUUUCUCACUGGAGUGAAGAGAAUCAUGAAGACCCCAAGACAGAAAGCUGAGCCUAUUGAAGACCUGCGAGGGAAUAUUUUGAAGACUCCUAAGCAGAAACCUGAACAACAAGAGUGCCUCACCGGAGUUAAGAGAAUUUUCGAGACCCCACAACAGGAGGCUGAACCCUUCGAAGACCUUCAAGAAAACCCUCUGGAAACUCCCAAAGCUUUAGAUGCUGGUGACCAAGAAAUUGUGGAGACACCAGCACACAUGCAAGAAUCUGAAAUUAAAGACCUGAAAACCCCCAACGUGAAGAGCUCCCCAUUGGUAUGUCUUACGGGUAUCAAGAGAAUAAUGAAGACGCCUAAGGAGAAGAGUGCUCCAGUUGAGGACUUUGAGGGACUUCAGGAGCUCAUGGAGCCACUGACUGAUCCCACAGGACAAACGGAGACACAUGAGGUUGAAGAUCAAACACCAGAUUGUGAUACAGAUGUUGCAAAAGAACUAGACUUUGCGCAUGAGGAGCCACGAGAGGAUGUGCCAUCAGAUGUGAUCGAUAAUGUUCCCCAACUCGAGAUGGAAAAGGAAGCGGAUGCCAAUGAAGUUGUCAGUGAUGACCACUUAGAGGAGGUGCCAAGCAAACACAAUAAUGAUGAAUCAUCAGAAGCCAUGGAAACUCUCUCUCAAGCAGCAGUGGAUGAGAAUUUACCUGUGGAUGCAGUACAUGAGACCGUGUCUGAAGAACAACCUAAAGUGGAGACUGCUACUGGCAACAUCUCAGAAAUGGAGACAACUGCAACUGAACCUGACCAUGAGAAGAAACCCGUUCGGGGCAGAAAGGCAAAAACGGUUGAAUCCAAAUCACCUGAUGAUGAACAGGAGGCAACAGAACUUUCUGAAGAUCCUGUUGUCCCCGCUCCAGUCAGAGGAAGAAGAGGGAAAAAAACUGAAGCUGCAGCACCACCUGCUGUUAGGCAAACGGCUAGAAGCAGAAAUGCAAAGACCACUGAAAGCAAGGAUGCUGAGCUUGCAAUGGAGAAAACUGCCUCCGUGCCUUCCAAAGUCGCCCUUAAGCCUAAAAGAGGAAGAAAUGCCAAAAAAGCUUCUGAUGAUCAAGCCGAAAUGGUCCCAGAGGUUGUAGCUGAAACUGAAACGGUGCCAGAACCUGAGAGUGAACAGAGUGUUCCAGUUGAUGUCAACCAUGAAGCAAAUGACAGUACAGCACCCCUUGAGAAGGCUGUGUUGAAACCCAAGAGAGGAAGAAAAACUAAACAACCUGGACAGUCAGUGCCAGAGCAGGAAGAUGUGCCUUGUACUCACAGUGACGAUGUUUCCAAUGCUGACGCAGCAAAAGAAACAGAGUCUAAUGAAGUCUACAGUGAUCAGCUGGAGGUGGCGCCCAGUGGAAGUGAUGAAAAUAAAUCAACAGAUGUCAUGGAAACUCCUUCCCAGGCACCUGCAACCGAGAGCUUACCUGAAGUGGAGACGGCGACUUGCACAGUCACAGAAAUGGAUGCAGCUGUCGUUCAGAAGAAAUCUGUUAGAGGCAGACGGGCGAAAGUGGUGGAAUCUAAAUCAGCUGAGGAUAAACAGGAGGUUACAGAACAUUCUGAAGAUCCUGUUGUCGCUGCUACAGUCAGAGGAAGAAGAGGAGGGAAGAAAACUGAAGCUACUGCACCACCUGCUGUUAGACAAACGUCAAGACGCAAAAAUGCAAAAUCUCAAGAAAGCACCUCUGAUCAACCUGAAAUGCUACCAGAGAAAGCUGUGGAAACACUGGUGACUGAGAAUUCCACUAAAGCAGUGAGUGACCAGACUUCUCCCAUAAAUACCCAAAAAGAUGAAAAUGAUUCUGCACCCCCUGCAGAGGAAGCUGUUGUGAAGCCCAUUAGAGGUAGAAAAACUAAACCAACACCGGUUGAGCCACCUCAACCAGAGCAGGAGAAAAGUGAAGUUGUGAGUGAGCAGCUUAUGGCAGAAGCUCAGCCUCAAAAGUCCAAUCCUACUCUUGGGAAACCUAGACGAGGGAGAAAGACAAAACCUGAUACGGUUGAAGAAAAUGAGGUGGCAGAAGACACAGUUGUCACUGUGGAGACCAAACCACUGUCUCAGCCUCCAGUCAGGGCCAAGAGGGGAAGAAAUACCAAACAGGAAGAAGAAAAGCUAGAAAACGAUGAGAAGACAACUUCAGUUGAGACUGCUAAAUCCCAGGAGCCGGUUAAGAAAUUGAGGAGAACCAGGAAGGCAGAGCCAGAACAUGUAGAACCAAGAGAAGAAGUCCAAACUGUUGAGGUUGUUCCAGAGGAAGCUGAAGCUCCGUUGGUUGCUGAGCCAGUGAAGAUGGAUGAACAGGCUACUGUGGCUGCAAAACCCAAGAGAGGAGGGCGGAAAGCAAAAGCAGACACUGAGAGUGAAACCCCUGCUGAAUCCACUGAGGUCCAAGAGAUCCCCGCUGUCAGCUCCACAGACAAACCCAAACGGGGUAGGAGAGGGAAACAAGUUGCUGAAGAGGUUGCUGUUGUACCAGAGGAGAAACCUGAGCUGGAGGCUGAAGAGCAGAAUACAGCUGAGCUGGAUGCUCCAGUCAUUAAACAUAGCAGAGCAAGGGGGGUGAAAAAUGAGGUUUCACAAGCCAUUCCAACCAAGAGAGCCCGCCGUGGUGCCACUCUUCCUGUCGAGGAGACGAACGCAGAAUCUGCAGUCCAGGUAUCAGAGGUUGCACCAGCUUCAGUAGAGCCAGCCAAAAGGGGGAGACGUGCAGCAGCAAAGCCCACAACAGACGAUGCCAGUCCCACUGAAGAUUUAAGCAAUGCUGUUGUGGAAGACACAAAAAUGUCCAAAAGAUCUGUCAAGUGGAAAAGUGACUUGGAAGUCUUCAACAUUCCAAAAGGAACACCCGUAAAGGCGGUCCGAGGGAGGAAGUCAAAACUUGGAGACCAAGUUGAAAGCAAAAAUGUGUCAGAGGAUGCCAGCAAAACUGAAGAGAAGGAUCUCUCAGAUAAAGUUGUCGAAGCUCAGCCCGCCAAGAGAGCCAGGCGAGGGGCAAAGGUCGCUGAUGUAACCACUGACGAAGCCACAAGCGAGGUGAAAGGUGUUGAGGCUGAGACGCAGCCAAAAACCAGAAGAGGAAGAUCCGUAAAGAAAUAAAAGCAUUUGUAUAUAUUCAGUAUCAUAAUGGUUUUUUUCUCCUUUUAAAAUCUUCUUGUACUUGUCCUUUUUUAGAUUGUAUGGUGUUUUAGAAAGUAGUUUUAUAGACUCAAAUGAAGCACUGCUUUUUUCAAUUCAGCAGGGAAUCUUGUAUUAACCAUAUAUGUUGUGACAAGUUGUAUGUUAUUCUUUACUUCAUUACAUUGCAGAUAUUUUUAUGGUGAAAAAAGUUAUUAAAUUUUUUUUUGUACAA
Morone saxatilis (striped sea-bass) is the source of this 6143-nucleotide messenger RNA. Its product is annotated as proliferation marker protein Ki-67-like. Gene Ontology annotation, molecular function: protein binding. The coding region runs from base 191 to 5890 and encodes 1899 amino acids. The record is from RefSeq and is a predicted model, not a curated record. NCBI's taxonomy places the organism in Eukaryota, Metazoa, Chordata, Actinopteri, Moronidae. The transcript has 17 exons. Gene Ontology annotation, cellular component: chromosome; nucleus. Gene Ontology annotation, biological process: regulation of chromosome segregation; regulation of mitotic nuclear division.